AUUCCACAGAACGUUCACAGGUCCUCGCUGCGAAAAUGAGAAUAUCAGGAAUGCUCUCUGUGAUUCAAAUAAAGGAAAUCAUAAUUCCUGUCAGAUUCGUAUUCGUCGUUAUUAGCUCAUGUAUUAAUGGGCACAAAUCAGCCGAGGGGCAGUUACCGUAACUUACUGUCCAAAUGUCCAUUCAACUCAGUCAAUAUCCACAGAAAUUGAAACACGGAAGUAAGAAAAUAGCGUCUUCCGUACACGGAUCUCCACGGAUUUCAAUUCGCAAAACAGACGCCAGUGCCUUGCUGUAAGAAAGCUAGCCGGUUAGCAUUGCUUUGACUUAAACUUACGUUAGGAAAUCCGAUGUCUAGGCGUAUUUCAGAAGUGCUUGGUGAUUCAGCUCGAGAGCCACUGCUUCCAACUCGUCUGGAGGAUUCAAGUCAGGACUUGGAUGCAGAAGGUGAAGUUGUUUUUGAACGAAGUAACAUAAGUGAUGGCCAGAAGAGGGAACAAAAGAAAUUGUCUUAUGAAGAGGCAGUUGAAGCAGCAGGUUUUGGUUUUUUCCACGGCCUUCUGUUGGUGGUCUGCGGAUGGGCCAAUGCCAGCGAUGCGGUGGAGAUCUUGUGCGUGUCAUUCCUGUUGCCCACAGCGCGAUGUGAUCUGAAGCUCAGCUCCACAGACAUGGGGCUGCUUACUGCCAGCAUCUUCCUAGGAAUGAUGGUUGGUGGAUACAUGUGGGGCUACCUUGCUGAUCAGAGGGGGCGCAAAAAUGUCCUUGUGAUCUCCCUGACUGUGAACGGCGUGUUUGGAGGACUGGCAAGCCUAGCACCUUGGUUCUGGCUGUUCCUAUUACUGAGGUUCAUCAGUGGAGUGGGGGUGGGUGGCUCCAUCCCCGUCAUAUUCUCCUACUUUUCCGAGUUCCAGCCAUGCAGCAGGAGAGGGGCCAUGAUCAGUGCUCUUGCCACAUUCUGGAUGGCAGGAAACAUCCUCGCUGCAAGUCUCGCCUGGCUAGUCAUCCCCAGCACCUCCUCCAGAUUCACACUGGGCUCCCUGGACUUCCAGAGCUGGAGGGUGUUUGUGGUGCUCUGCUCCAUUCCUAGCCUCUCCUCUGCCUUCAUCUUCAGCCUGGCUAUGCCCGAGAGCCCCAAAUUUCUCAUGGAGGCUGGGCAGGAAGCAGAGGCACUGGAUGUGUUCCAGAUGAUGUUUAAUCUCAAUCAAAGAGGCAAUUCCAAGUCAUUUCAAAUAACCGGGCUGACUAUCACAUCCAAUUCUGAAAGAGUGAGGGCAGAAGUAACCAGGUGUUCUGAAUCUCAUCGCAUCACCCACAUUUUCAAAAAGGGGCUGGCGCCUAUUCGGCAACUUUUCACCAAGCCACUGACAACAAGAAGCAUAGUGCUGGUCAUCAUUUUCUUCUGCAUAUCAUUUGGUUAUUAUGGCCUCUGGAUGUGGUUCCCUGAGCUCUUCAAAAGGACAGCUGAUGGGGGGUCCCCGUGUGCAAACGUGUCCCGCCCUCAGUCUGUGGAGAAUGAGAGCUGCUAUCCUGUCAAAACCACAGUCUACAAGGAUGGAUUCAUCACAGCAGCCUCAAACCUACCUGGAAAUGUGUUCACCAUCCUGCUGAUGGACGUCAUUGGAGGGAAGAUACUACUUUCGUGCAGUUUGCUGCUGUCAGCCGUCAGUGUGUUUUUCAUCUGGGUGGUGAAGACGAAAGCACAGAGUCUGGUCAUGUCCUGUGUGUUCAGUGCGGUCUCAGUAAUCGCUUGGAACGCCCUAGACGUGAUCAGCACAGAGCUCUACCCUACCCAGUUACGGUCCACUGCACUGGGGCUCCUGACGGGGGUGAGCAGGGUGGGAGCCAUCAUGGGUAACAUGGUGUUUGGGCAGCUUGUGGACUCUCACUGUGCUGUGCCCAUCCUGCUGGUAUCUGCCCUGCUGCUGACGGGGGGCCUGACCGCACUGAGACUGCCUCACACCAGACAGACUGCGCUAACCUGAGACCUGCAGGACCAGCACAGCUCUCAUCUGUGGCCUUACAAGAGACUGAAAUUAACAUGCCAACUUUGGAAUGCAUGUUUUUUUAUUUUAUUUUUUAUUUGUAGAGUGUAUAUUUUCUUGAUACUAACAAUGCACUUUAGGAGUGUACCCCGUCUACAGAAUUACAAUACCAAUCCUAGUGUUAAACUGCAUUAAAUUUGCAGGCAGGAGAACAUGAAAAUUUCAGUUUUUGUACAUAGUUUUUACUAUAGUUUUUAAACCUUUGAGUUGGAGAAGUCUGUAGGACAGCGGGAUAUGACCAAAGAGUUUUCCAUAAUGGAUACUUAAGGACCAAGCUGUAGAGUAAGACUUUCAUAUUUAUGAUGGCAGCAAAUAAAACCAUACAACCACAGAA
Molecule: messenger RNA, 2374 nt
Organism: Conger conger (European conger)
Lineage: Eukaryota; Metazoa; Chordata; Actinopteri; Anguilliformes; Congridae
Gene: sv2
Product: synaptic vesicle glycoprotein 2
Exons: 13
Coding region: 349-1980 (543 amino acids)
Biological process (GO): transmembrane transport
Cellular component (GO): membrane
Molecular function (GO): transmembrane transporter activity
Source: RefSeq, a predicted model, not a curated record